AUGUUUAAAUAUUGGAAAAUUUAUAGUCCUGUUUUCAUAAUGACUAAAGAAGAAGAUAAAAAUUUUGCUUCAAAUACUUCUCUAUUAUUCAACAAUGGAAAUACAUAUAUUGGAAAAGGCUUAGUGAAAAAUAAAAAUUUAAUGUAUUUAUUAAAGGAAAUUAAUUUAACUUACAAAAUGUAUGUAUUAAAAGGGAGCUUUGAUUGUAAUGCAGAUUUCCAUAUUGAAAAAUUUGGAUUAAAAUAUAAAUUAGAGUCAAAAUACAAAUUGGGGUAAGGUUUUCCUGUAAGUUUGAAAUUACAUUUUCAAGAAUAUUCUUUUGAAUGUAACAUCAAUUACUUUUUGUAUAAAAUUAAAGGAAAUUUGGAAACAGAUUUUUUUUUAGAUAUUACUGGAUUGAUAAAAAUAAAUAAAUGCGGUUUUGAAUUUGGUUUUAAUCCUAUAUUAGGCUUUAAUUUAAAUUUAAUUUUUUCUUUAAAUUUUCUAACAACGAAAAGGAACAUAGUUACCUUAAAGUUGAUUGGAAUUGGUAAGCAAUUCUAAGUAUAAUGAAUUUGUCAAAAGGUAUAGUAAAUUCGAUAUUAAAAAUACUAUUUGUAAUAAAAUGGGGUUUAGAAUUCCUUGGAGUAAAACGAUAUUUAGGAGUCACAAUAAAGUCAGACAAUUAUUAAAUAAAAUAAUCGAUAUGUAAUAUCAAAACACAACUUUAGGAUUUGCUUAAAAGUAGCUUUGAUGCUGACAUUUCUGAUGAACUCAAUAAAAUGUAGGAAGAAGUAGAUUAUUUUAAGCAAUAAAAAGAGAAGGAGAAGAAAAAGAACGUGAAAAAAUAAAACAAGAAAAUAACAAAAAAGAUUAGUAAGAUUAUAAUAAUGAAUAUAAAGAUUAAAAUAACUAAUAAAAAGAUAAUAAAAAAAGUCUAACCAAUAUUAAAAGCAAUAGCAUCUAGACCAAAAAGAUGA
Paramecium pentaurelia is the source of this 959-nucleotide messenger RNA. Lineage: Eukaryota; Ciliophora; Oligohymenophorea; Peniculida; Parameciidae. The record is from the annotation of a GenBank genome assembly.